Molecule: messenger RNA, 1059 nt
Organism: Camelina sativa (false flax)
Lineage: Eukaryota; Viridiplantae; Streptophyta; Magnoliopsida; Brassicales; Brassicaceae
Source: RefSeq, a predicted model, not a curated record
AUGGCUCUCAAACAACAUUUCCUCGACACGGGCUUCACCAAUUCUCUUGCUGUUACGUCUCUCUUUAUUCGCGGUUCUGGUGCUAAUAUAACAUAUGUUCUGGUCUACGUCGAUGAUAUUAUUGUCACUGGCAAUAACUCGUUCGUUGUUGCAUCCGUCCUAGACUCAUUCUCUCGCCGCUUCUCCACCAAAGACCCCACGGAUCUCCAUUACUUUCCUGGCAUUGAAGUGUCACGGACGUCACACGGUCUACACCUUAUGCACCGUAAGUACAUCAUGGAUCUCCUCCACAAGAAUAAUAUGCACAUGGCAAAACCGGUUCCCACACCUCUACCACCUUCACCAAAGCUCACCAUGGCCUCGGGUACGCCACUCCAAGAUGCCUCUCAAUACAGGUCGGUUGUUGGUAGUCUUCAGUAUCUCUCAUUUAAUCGACCUAACAUAUCAUAUGCCGUUAACCGCCUUUCUCAAUUUAUGCAUCGGCCAACCACUGAUCAUUGGCAAGCCGCCAAACGUGUCCUUAGUUACCUUGUUGGUACGCCAAGUCAUGGUAUCUUCCUCCACGCGAAUUCAGCUAUUCUACUUCAUGGUUAUUCUGAUGCUGAUUGGGCAGGCGAUACUGAUGACUACGUAUCAACGAAAGGAUAUCUAAUCUACAAUGGUCGUAAUCCUUUAUCAUGGUCCUCCAAGAAGCAAAGAGGGGUUGCCCGUUCCUCUACAGAUGCUGAGUACCGAGCAGUCGCCAACACAGCUGCGGAAGUUCGAUGGCUCUGUUCGCUACUCACUGAACUCCAAAUACAACUUCCGUCCGCUCUGGUAAUAUACUGUGAUAACAUAGGGGCCACCUACUUAUGUGCAAACCCUGUCUUCCACUCGCGAAUGAGACAUAUUGGUCUUGACUAUCACUUUGUCCGGGAUCAAAUACAAGCACAACGACUCCGUGUCUCCCAUGUCUCUAUGGAUGAUCAGCUCGCCGACACUCUUACCAAACUAUUAUCACGAUCGAAGUUCCAACAAGCGUGUCUAAAGAUUGGUGUCACCAAGCUUCCUUCAUCUUGA